Anoplopoma fimbria (sablefish) is the source of this 4659-nucleotide messenger RNA. It is a transcript of the gene srcin1a, whose product is annotated as SRC kinase signaling inhibitor 1a. NCBI's taxonomy places the organism in Eukaryota, Metazoa, Chordata, Actinopteri, Perciformes, Anoplopomatidae. Gene Ontology annotation, biological process: regulation of dendritic spine morphogenesis. The record is from RefSeq and is a predicted model, not a curated record. Gene Ontology annotation, cellular component: postsynaptic density; actin cytoskeleton; cytoplasm.
CGUGGCGGCGGUCACAUGAUCUCGACGGAUGACUUGGAGUAUCCGCGAGAGUACCGGACGCUGGGCAACAGCGCUCGGCGAUUCUCCAAUGUGGGCCUGGUGCACACGUCGGAGCACCGCCACACCGUCAGCGCCGCCCAGAGUCUGGAGGCCCUGACCAACCUGCACAAGGCCGACAUGGAGCGCAAGAGGGACGCCUUCAUGGAUCACCUGAAGAGCAAGUACCAGCAGCAGCAGCAGCUGCAGCAUCCGCAUCACAGCCCACACCACAACCCGCCCUCCCCCUCACCCUCCCACGCCAGCAUGAGGGGCACAUCAGAGCGGUCCGCACGAGAACAGCAACAGCCCAACUACUGGAGCUUUAAGAGCCGCAGUCCACGGCAUUCCCAGUCCACCCAGUCUGGGCUCGCCGACCAGGCCGCCAAGCUCUCCUUUGCCUCGGCCGAAUCCCUGGAGACCAUGUCCGAAGCCGACAUCCCCAUCGGGUUCAACCGGAUGAACCGGUUUCGCCAGAGCCUGCCGCUGUCACGCUCUGCCAGCCAGAAUAAACUACGAUCUCCAGAUGAAUAUUCAGGCGUGCUGUUCCUGCAGUACGGAGACGAGACGCGCCGCGUUCACAUCACCCACGAGCUGAGCAGCCUGGACACCCUGCACGCCCUCAUCGUGCACAUGUUCCCCCAGAAGUUGACGGCAGGUAUGCUGAAGUCGCCCAACACGGCCAUCCUGAUCAAGGACGAGGCGCGCAACGUCUUCUACGAGCUGGAGGACGUCCGGGACAUCCAGGACCGCAGCAUCAUCAAGAUUUACCGCAAAGAGCCCAUCUACGCUUCCUACCCUGCUGCUGCACACCUGGCUAACGGAGACCUGAGGAGGGACAUGGUGUACUCCUCCCGCGACUCCUCCCCAACUCGCCGCCUCAACACCCUCCCCUCCUCCUCCUCCUCCACGGCCUCGGCGUCCUCCGGCUCUCCGUCGCGCUCACGCCUCUCCUACAGCGGCGGCGGCCGUCCUCCAUCCUUCGCUGGUCCCCACUCACAGCACGAGCAGCCCCGUCAUCCCCACCAUCCCUCGGCCGGCCACGGGCCCAACGCGGGCCUGUCUCCGUCGCCCAGCGCCAUCCUGGAGCGCCGCGAUGUCAAGCCUGACGAGGAGGUUUCUGCAAAAAAUAUGGCACUGAUGAAGAACGAGGCGCUGUACGCUGACCCCUACAGCCUGAUGCACGAGGGUCGCCUCAGCAUCGCCUCCACCCAGUCGUUAGCUGCCAUCGGAGACCCCUUCAGCUUCCCCGUUACCAGUGGCCUGUACCGCCGUGGCUCGGUCCGCUCCCUCAGCACCUACUCAGCCGCCGCCCUUCAAGGGGACCUGGAGGACUCCCUCUACAAGCCCGGAGGGUCGCUCUACUCUGACACGUACUCCUCGGCCACACUCGGAAUGGGUUUCCGCAUGCCGCCCUCAUCGCCGCAGAAAAUCCCUGACAUGCAGAUGAGGGACAGGGACACGUACUCCAGCUCACCCAGCAGAGCAUCACCCGUCAGGCAGAGCUUCCGCAAGGACUCGGCCUCGUCCUCGGUGUUUGUGGAGAGCCCCAAGUCGAGGCCCAGCUCCGGCUCAGAGCCCCUGUGUCUGACAGCCGGGCCUGGGGAGGGCGGCAGGGCCACGCCUGGGUUUGGUUCCUCGAUGUCUGGACAGGACCCCGACAGCAGCAGGGAUCAUCGUCUGGAGCGCAUGGAGGCGAUGGAGAAGCAGAUAGCCAGCCUUACUGGCCUGGUCCAGAGUGUGUUGACCAGAGCACCGGACAGCGACAGCACAUGCGGCCUGCUGCGUCUCUGCAUGAUGGCGGGCUGCCCUCCGGACCAAGGGACGGAGUUCUCACGGCCAUUACCUUUCUCUUCCAGCGAGAAGACCGAAACCAACAGUGACGGCUCCGCCACCGGAACUGGACGGCUGAAGCAGAAAGCUCAUACGCCGUCGGCACCUCUUGCUCUGAUGCCGCCGCCGCCUUCCAUCACAACGCCGGUGAACGGUGCCGGACGCCUGCAGAUGCAGCUCCACCUGCACGGCCUGCAGCAGAACGCCACCGACCUGCGCAAACAGCUCGGCCAGCUGCGUAAAAUACAGAUGGAGAACCAAGAUUCGGUGCGAACUCUGCUGAAGCGGACGGAGGCGGAGCUUAACGUGCGUGUGGCCGACGCCCUGAGGAAGCAGGAGGAUCCUCUGCAGAGACAGCGCCUCCUGGUGGAGGAGGAGAGACUCAAGUACCUCAACGAGGAGGAGCUCAUCAUCCAGCAGCUCCACGACCUGGAGAAGUCGGUGGAGGAGAUCCAGAAGGAGUCGUCUGUCAACCACAAGCUGGUGACGGUGCAGGAGCUGGAGGAGAAGGCCACCCUUCUGAGGAAGCUGGGAGAAACGCUGACAGAGCUGAAGAAUCAGUUCCCAGGCCUGCAGAGUAAGAUGCGGGUGGUGCUCAGGGUGGAGGUGGAGGCCGUCAAAUUCCUGAAAGAAGAGCCGCACAGGCUUGAUGCCCUUUUAAAACGCUGCAAGACCAUAACCGACACCCUCGCCACCAUGCGCAAACAAGCCAAUGAGGGUGUGUGGAAGAAGCAGGAGGACUUCUCCAUUCCUUCAUCAAAGAACAACGGUGACUUGCGAAAGUUUUCAGACUUCGACAUCUCCACCAGCCCACAGCUCACCAUCAACGACCUCGGUGGAGGAAACAGCCUGUCCAACUGGAGCCCCCACUCCAGCCUCAGCCGAGGCCACGGGACCCUGUCCGCUUCUCUCAAGGACAAUCAUCCUCCUGUUCCCCACAAGGGUAAAGCCCUGGAAGAGCUGGAACGCCGGGCUUUAGCUGACAAAGCGUUAUCCGUGGAGGUCCGACUGGCAGCAGAGCGGGACUGGGAGGAGAAGCGAGCCAGUCUGACCCAGUACAGCGCCCAGGACAUCAAUCGGUUGCUGGAGGAGACCCAAGCCGAGUUAAUGAAAGCUAUCCCAGACCUGGACUUCGCUGCCAAGCAGAUCAAGCCCUCCUCCAACUCACCGUCCUCCCAUAUCCCCCCAAGUGGGGUAGGAGCCACAGAGCACCGCGUCAGCAAGCCUCAGCACAAGCUGUCCGGGAAAGAGGGAGGAUCCAGGCGUGGCUCUGAUGAGCUGACAGUACCACGAUAUCGCACAGAGAAACCCUCCAAGUCUCCUCCUCCUCCACCACCCAGACGCAGUUUCCCGUCUUCUCCAGGCAUCACCAGCCGCAGCGGAGAACCCCUCAUUCCUGGAAAAAGCAUAAAGAAGACUGAAUCUGAGGAGGCCGAAGUCCAGAAGCAGCAUGUAAAACUGAGGAGGACCGUGUCUGAAAACCCCCGUCCUGCAUCUACACCACCCACACUAGCCUCUGGGGACAAGGAGGAAGCAGAGGAGGAGAAAAUUGCUGCCGAAUUAGAGCUGUUUGAGAGAGCCCCACUCAGGCUCCCUCUCCCACUUACCCUUCCCCAGCCUGUUAGCCCUCGCAGCAGGAUAAACGUACCCCCCUGCAGACCGGACCUGUGGCCCUCUGAGGCCCCUGGCACUGAGGGAAGGCGCUUGUCUGCUGUCCCCAACAUCGUGUUGACAGAGUGUUUGCCUGCUUCGCCAACUGCCUCAGAGGAUCCUGUCAGAGAUACAGGAAAUGACCCGGUAGAAGAGAGUCCAUCACGAGAUUGGACUGCUCAUCACACCGUCUACCAGGCUAAAUGUUCAAACGAAAGGGAUUCCUCUGGAAGCCCCCCUCAGAGAGAGCGAGAGCAGCUCUGUUUAAAGGAGAAAGUGGAGUUAAAACAGGAAGUGGCCUUGCUUUUGACGGAGCAGGAGGUCAGGGUGGUGUCUCCCAUUGAGGCCGAGGAGCUCAGCAAGACUUUAGGAGAAGCUCUGCAGACCCUGAUCAUCUCAACACACACUAAUGAAGUCCCUGAGGUCCAGCUGAGUGGCCGGCCUCUCCUGGUGCUCCUCAGAGAUGGAAAAACAGUCAGGGAUGCCUACAGGCGGCUGCAUUCUCUUUUGGAGUCAUCCAAGCCGGUGCCCAAACCCAGAAUGAAAUCCUCCCUCCGCUCGGGCCAGCAGAGCUCUCUGGUGGAGGCUCUGAGGAGAGGGAUGGAGACAGGAGACAGAGUGCUGACUCUUAAGAUUCCUGAUGUGCAGCAGGAACCAGUAGACAUAAAGUCCAGUGGGUCGUCUCCCUCUGUGGAGAGUCCAUCCGACCAGAGCCAGAGGAAAACGAGAGACGACAUCCGGUGCAGCACCUACAGGCGGAUGGACAGCUUGGAGGAAACUAUCCGUGAGCUGGAGAACACGCUGAUAGAGAUCAGUGGCCAAGCAACAGCAGAGCAGCUCUACACUGAGACGACCCCAGAAAGCACAGCUGUACAGGUGACAGGAGGUCCGACCUCGGAGACCAGGAAGCCUCCGGUCCCACCCAAGCCGUCCUCGUUCAGCCCAGCAUCCAUCCAGGGGGGGAACAGUUCAAGCGUAGGGAAGGCCCUCCACUCCUCAGCUGCCUCCAAACUGAAGCACCUGCAGCAGAACAGCACAGACAAGACUAAAAGUGGCAGAAGAGAGGACUUCAUGAAGAUCCAGGGCCAGCACCAGGUACUUUCUCUAUAUUUCGCUCCGUCAAGGCCAAAGCACGCUUGA